Molecule: messenger RNA, 756 nt
Organism: Laccaria bicolor S238N-H82
Lineage: Eukaryota; Fungi; Basidiomycota; Agaricomycetes; Agaricales; Hydnangiaceae
Exons: 2
Coding region: 1-756 (251 amino acids)
Biological process (GO): transmembrane transport
Cellular component (GO): membrane
Molecular function (GO): ATP hydrolysis activity; ATP binding; ATPase-coupled transmembrane transporter activity
Source: RefSeq, a predicted model, not a curated record
AUGGCCUUUGAAGGCAUCUUCCACUCCCACUUCGACUUGGCUACCGACAAAGCGCUCACCACGGGCGUUCGUGGUGCUUUUGUCUUAGGGUGUACCCAUGGCCUCGCCAGUGCACUCAUCUACCUGGCUGAAGCAGUUGUGUUCUACGUUAGUGCCAUCAUCAUCGCCCGUGGGACCUACACCUACCUUCAAAUGGUUGAAGUCCUCAACCUUGUUGUAUUCCCUGUGACUAUCGGUUCCCUUCUCAUGCCCUCCAAAGAUCGCGAGGUCUGGACCGACUUCAACCGACUUAUGCAGCUCGACAUAACAUCCACUAAGAAAUCCAAGGGCGUCGUCCGCCCUGAACUCGCAGGCAGAAUCAACUUCAACAACGUCCAUUUCUUCUAUGCCGGGCGACCAGCAGUUCUCGUUCUCAGGAACAUCAACCUCUCAAUUGACGACGGCGAGUGCAUCGCAAUCGUUGGCCCCUCGGGCUCCGGAAAGUCCACGCUCGCCGCCCUCCUCCAGCGUCUGUACGAACCCACCAUUGGCGCCAUCACCAUCGGCUUGAACAGACUCUGCAAUAUUGAGGCCAACCACCUCCGUGAUCACGUCUCUGUGGUAUCACAACACCCCAACCUCUUCGACGCCACCACCGCAGAGAACAUCCGGUAUGGAAACCAAGCCAUCUCGGACUACGACAUCCGCCGUGCUGCAAAGGCCGCGCAGGUAGGAGUGGGUCGGGGAGUUGUAAUUGUUCGAUCUCUGCUGGAUUGA